UGGUCGCGUGUCCAUAUCGUGUAUUGUCAAAUGUUUAUUGUCAAUAUAUUGUUUCCCGCUUAAAAAUAUAUUGUAGCAUAAUUAAUAUUAGUGACAGAAAGAAUAAUGGAUAAUAUCUUUGGGAAGGAAGAUUCUGGAGAUGAAAGUGAGCAUAAUGAUAUCGAGGACAAAGAUGAUAAAAAUAGUCCUUCACAAAACUCAGGAUCUAAAGAUACUGAAGUUAUGGAUGUCGAUAGUGCACAAGUCAAAACAGAAUCUGAUGCAAUGAGUUCUCAGUCGCAAUCGGAUACAGAGGAGAAUGAAAAUACAGGAUCAAAUUCUAUAUGCCCAAUUGUGACAGAACAAAUUGAAGAAGUUGAAAAACAGAAACUUAAUGUAAAGGAAGAGCAGAUUGCGGAAGAUAUAUUUGGUAAUGAUAUCAUGUUACCUCGUGCAAAUCUAGUCAACACAAAAGAAAGGAGGGAAAGUAAAGAAAAAAGCAAGAAAGAGCUAGAGGAAGAAGAACGAGAGAAGAUGCAGGUAUUAGUAUCUAAUUUUACUGAAGAUCAGUUGGACAGAUAUGAGAUGUAUAGGCGAUCAGCAUUUCCAAAAGCAGCUAUAAAAAGGAUUAUGCAAACCAUAACAGGUUGUUCAGUAUCUCAGAAUGUUGUCAUAGCUAUGUCAGGAAUUGCUAAAGUAUUUGUUGGCGAAAUUGUUGAAGAAGCUUUAGAUGUUAUGGAGACUCAAAAUGAAACUGGCCCAUUACAACCGAAACAUUUGAGAGAAGCUGUUCGCAGAUUAAGGCUACAAGGUCAAAUACCGAAUGGCCGGGCGUAUAAAGCUUUUUUUAGACUAUAAUUAGUUUACAUUUAUGGUAUGUUAGUAAAAUGCUUUUUAUCAAGAAAUCUGUCAAUAUUGAAAUUUGCAAACUUGUAAAAAUUAUAUAAUUAGUA
Molecule: messenger RNA, 932 nt
Organism: Camponotus floridanus (Florida carpenter ant)
Lineage: Eukaryota; Metazoa; Arthropoda; Insecta; Hymenoptera; Formicidae
Gene: Taf11
Product: transcription initiation factor TFIID subunit 11
Exons: 6
Coding region: 106-837 (243 amino acids)
Biological process (GO): RNA polymerase II preinitiation complex assembly; transcription initiation at RNA polymerase II promoter
Cellular component (GO): nucleus; transcription factor TFIID complex
Molecular function (GO): transcription coactivator activity; protein heterodimerization activity
Source: RefSeq, a predicted model, not a curated record